GAUGUCUCGCUACAGGUCCUGUAGCUAGCCCAUCAAUCCCGGUUGUUUCCCCUCACAACACCGCCAACGAGAGUGGGUGGCCUGAUCGAAGAGAUGGCUAUGGCCUGAUUCCGGGUGGGAUCUCUAACUCCCGGUUAGCAGGUUUGAAAGGGCCUGCAGGAGAAGGUGGAGCAGAAAGUAGGAUAGUUUAAGCAGACGAUAUAAAAAAAAAUACUUGGACCCUUUCACUGAUGGGUGCUGUAUUGCAAGAAUUAGCGCCCGAGGGGUGUAGAUGCGCAAUUAGGCGCCCGGACAGGGCAUCAUGCCGCAUGAGGAUGGGGUCGCCUACUACCCCCUCGUGGCUACAGUGAGCCUGGGCGCUCCUAUCAUGUUGGACGUGUACGAGAAAAGCGGGAACGGUGAAGAAAAUGGGAAUGCCUCUCCCCGCGAUAUCGCAUCUUGCAGGAGAGACGCAGUCUGCUCUCGUUACAUCGAAAAGCAUCUAUACGGAUUUGCUGCAUGGGAUCGCAGACACGGCCAAGGACAAGGGGCUCGGGCCCAAAUCUAUCUGUAACUGGGACUUGUUGAGGGAGCGCGAUCGAUAUGACUGCGGGUGGCUGGUCGGUAGAUGCGACGAUUUCCGACGCCCCCAAAGACAACUUUCCGCCGGCAUCGAACUAUACGAUCAGUAGACCCAAGGGAUCAUGUUCCAUCUCUUCCGCACAGACUUCUCACCGAAUUGUCGCACGUAUUAUUGUCUGGUAUUCGCAGCGGUGACACCCAGGUUGACAACAAUAAAUAUAAGAACAGAUAAUAUUAUCUCGCUCAAGAUCUAAUUCUGCGGUGCGGUCAGAAAGAUUAGAAAGAGAUAUAUUAUAUACCUCGCUGUAUAGUGCGGACA
Aspergillus heteromorphus CBS 117.55 is the source of this 880-nucleotide messenger RNA. RefSeq lists its product as uncharacterized. The coding region runs from base 302 to 553 and encodes 83 amino acids. NCBI's taxonomy places the organism in Eukaryota, Fungi, Ascomycota, Eurotiomycetes, Eurotiales, Aspergillaceae. The transcript has a single exon. The record is from RefSeq and is a predicted model, not a curated record.